UAGUAGAAGUAUUCAUAUUUUCAAAUAAAUUUAUAUAAGUUUGUUUUAUAUAAUGGCUAUGUUCGAAGUGUUAAGAAAGGAGUAUAGUGAGUAUUUGCAACAAUGUUUCGAAGUGUCGGAUAUACAGACGUUUCAAAAGAAAUGCACAGAACGAUGUGCAAAUGAUAAUGAUAGAAAAGCUGCAAUUGACCAAGCAUUAAGAGAUACUCUUCUUGUAAUAUUAUCUGAAAAUGUAUCAAGUAAUGUGCAAUUACUUGAAACUUACAUUACAUUUUGCAUUGAAUUAUGCAGAAAAGACUUAGCAACUGCAAGCAUGCCAGUGAUGUUGCUUGGUGAUAUAUUUGAUUCCAUGACACUUGAUAGGUGUGAGCAGCUCUUCACUUUUGUUGAGAAUAAUGUGGUUGUAUGGAAAGAAGAUUUGUUCUUUAGUGCUUGUAAAAAUAAUUUGUUGAGGAUGUGCAAUGACUUACUUAGAAGAUUAUCUCGAUCACAACAAACUGUAUUCUGUGGAAGGAUUCUUUUAUUCUUAGCAAAGUUCUUUCCUUUCUCUGAAAGAUCUGGUCUUAAUAUUGUGAGUGAAUUUAACUUGGAAAAUCAAACAGAAUUUGGCUCUGAAAAAUCAGAGAAAGAUGAUUUGGAGCAAAUAACAAAGGAUGAUGAUAAAUCAGAAACAAAAGUGCCAAUUGAUUAUAAUUUGUAUAGAAAGUUUUGGGCCUUACAAGAUUUCUUUAGAAAUCCAAAUCAGUGUUAUAGCAAAAUGCAUUGGAAAGUAUUUUCAGCACAUGCUUCAAGUGUGCUGUCAGCAUUUUCUUCUUUCAAAUUGGAAGAACAACGUAAUUAUCCUUCAACUUGGGUAAAAGUUGAUUCUUCAGCGGAAGGAUCUCAUAAGGAAACUCCUUAUUUUGCAAAAUAUUUAACAAAUCAGAAAUUAUUGGAACUACAGCUGUCUGAUUCAAAUUUUAGGCGAUAUGUAUUGCUCCAAUUUCUCAUUCUUUUCCAAUAUCUUAAUAGCACUGUAAAGUUUAAAGCCUUCCUUGCCAGUGGCUAUGAGACAAGUGAAACACAUGAACUGAAGCCAGACCAAGUAGAUUGGGUAAAGGCUACCACAGACCAAGUGUAUGCUUUACUGACAGAAACACCUCCAGAUGGUCCAACAUUUGCAGAAACUGUUAAAAAUAUAUUAAAGCGUGAAGAGCACUGGAAUGCUUGGAAAAAUGAGGGGUGUCCACCAUUUAAAAAGCCUGCUCAAGAGUCUGAUGCUGAUAUGGAAGAAUUAAAGAAACCAAAAAGACCAAGACGUAGAAUUGGAGAUGUUAUUAGAGAUGCUCAAGCAGUAGGAAAAUAUCACAUGGGAAAUCCAGAACUUACAAAACUAUGGAAUCUGUGUCCUAAUAACCUUGAAGCAUGCAAAUCCAAAGACAGAGAUUUCCUUCCAUCUUUGGAGACAUAUUUUGAAGAAGCUAUCAUGCAAUUAGAUCCUAAUGCAAUGGUAGAAGAUGAAUACAAGAAAGUAAACGAUGGAAAUUUCGGUUGGAGAGCAUUAAGAUUAUUAGCCAGACGUAGUCCUCACUUUUUUGUUCAUGGGAAUUAUCCCAUUAAUAAACUGCCGGAAUAUCUUGAAACGAUGAUUAAGAAAAUUGCUAAAGAUCGUCCACAGACACAAUCGGACAUAAAGUUAGAAACAGAAGAAACACCACCUCCAGAAGCAAACGACCAAGAAUUCAAUGAAGAUGUUUUAAAACCAGAAACUGAACAAGUUGAAUCCGAGAAUACAGACCCAAAAGGACGAAAAUUAACAAAGGUCACGCCUGAAAUGGUGGCGAAGUUAUCGGAGAUUCUGAAAAACGAUUGGAAGAAGCUAGCGACCAAGCUUGGCUAUACCAGCGAAGAGAUAACAUUCUUUCAAAGCAAACCAACACCGUAUGAGCAAUGUAAAAAUAUGUUAGAAAUUUGGGCUGAAGAAGACGUGGAUGCAUCUAUGGAAAAUUUGGCGUAUAUUUUGGAAGGUUUAAAGUUCACGGAAGCAUUAGCUGUUUUAAAAUCUUAA
Messenger RNA from Habropoda laboriosa, 2047 nucleotides. It is a transcript of the gene Hpr1, whose product is annotated as THO complex subunit 1. The transcript has 9 exons. Bases 53 to 2047 code for a protein of 664 amino acids. Gene Ontology annotation, molecular function: protein binding. Gene Ontology annotation, biological process: mRNA export from nucleus; signal transduction; regulation of DNA-templated transcription elongation. The record is from RefSeq and is a predicted model, not a curated record. Gene Ontology annotation, cellular component: THO complex part of transcription export complex. Lineage: Eukaryota; Metazoa; Arthropoda; Insecta; Hymenoptera; Apidae.